Messenger RNA from Protopterus annectens (West African lungfish), 2762 nucleotides. RefSeq lists its product as uncharacterized. The coding region runs from base 14 to 814 and encodes 266 amino acids. NCBI's taxonomy places the organism in Eukaryota, Metazoa, Chordata, Ceratodontiformes, Protopteridae. The transcript has 3 exons. The record is from RefSeq and is a predicted model, not a curated record.
CUCAGUUACUACCAUGGAAUUCACACUGGUACUGUGUGCCUGCUCGCUUCUUAUUGUACAGUUAGCUGCUGAAGAAAACAGCAGAUCUUCAAGUCAGAAUGACCUGACUGCGAUUCCAGACAUUGCAGAUACCAUGACACAAAAAUCAGAGAAGAAUGCCAACUCCAGAUUUUCAUCACUUAAAUGUAGACUCCGAAAACUGAAAAAACGAACUGCAUAUGACAGCACAGCUGCAACAGGAAUCAAUACUACAGAACCAGAACAGGCAGCGAUUGAAACAAACUGCGUGAUCAUCCCACUUACAACUGUAGCUCCCACAGCAAGGGAGGCAGUUGUUGUCACAACUGAAGCAAAGACUUCAAAUCCAAAGCCUGCUAUUGAUACUUUUCCUGGAGUCUCAGCCACUGACCCCUUCCUUCUAUUCUGGCUGUAUAAAAGGUUUCAGCACCGCCCAUUUGUACCUACUGGAACUUUGACAUACAGGUAUUUGCCUUCCUAUGGCACUACAUACUAUGUCCCAGGACACAGACUAGGUUUAUCAGGAAGGCUUAAGGGAUAUGGCUCCAUUAAAGGCAUGAAAGGUCCUGGGAAAAUGUUGAAAGGUUAUGGACCUAGGAGUGGUUUAAAAGGUUAUGGCUUUCAAACCCAGCUAAAUGGCUAUGGCCCAUCUAGCAGAUUUUGUCACAGAGCUAGAAUUGGUAAUUUUGGUACAAAAACCUCCUCUGAAGAAUAUGGCAGAAGGAAACGGGAAGCUGCCCAACCUUUUGAAGAGGAUACUAUGAAGUUAAACAUACAGCAAGAUGAUUUGAGAUAGCAUUCCUUCUCUGAGAUCUUCAGUCAAGAGAAAAAAGCAACACUUGUUGAGCAGCAAAAAAGGAACUGUAUUUCUUUGACUCCAGAGCCCACCUUGGUUCAGGCAAAAUUGGGGGCAACAACAAAGCACAUCUUCUUAAUACAGUGUAUCCCUAAUUAAAACAACUUUAUGGGCUAUCAGUACAGAGAAUGUACAAAUUCCAAUAAUUAUCUUGAUAUUGUUGUCUAAAAAAAGUUAGCCCAUUAAUCAUCAUUUAAUCAGAGCAAAAUGUAUAUGUGAACAGUUCAUUUUGAUUGAGUAAUUGGAAGAUGUGUAGUACUGUAAAUUAUAUAACUUAUUUUAUUCAGUUUGUUUUGUUUUACUUUACAGUUAGGUGGUGUGAAAUAUUGUGUCCUCUUUUCAGCUAUAGAUUACACUGACAGAUUAUAGUACUUCCAUUAAGUGUGUUUUAGCUAUAAACUAUAUCCUUUUGAACUUCAUUUUCCAUUUCACUGGAGAAUAGUAGCAGAACCAGCUGUUAACAGCUGUAGGCAGUGAUUGACUGAAAAAGGUGGUAUCAGUUGACUGGAAACCAGUUCACUUUAGUGUAGAUUUGAUGAAACAGUUUGCAUGCUUUGAGAAUAGUGAGGAUGCAAUGUAUUGUUUCUAGAAAGUAAGACAGCUUCUCUUAAGUCACCUGGGAUAAAUAAAAUAAGAUAGCAGAAAGAAAUGACAGAGCAGGCAAGGAGCUACAUGCAUUAAAAAAAAAAAAAGAAACACAUUGUUUGCUUUAUUUAUCUUGAGUUGCACUGUGCUUAGUGAAUGAGCUAUGCAAGUCAUAAAAGCUGCUUUAAUUUUGAUUUACAGCUAUAGAUUUUGUUUGCUAACCAAAUUGCCAAAGGACCAGUAUCAGGGAAUGCAUGCUCACAAGGAUCAUAAUCAGAACUUAAUUAAGAUGACAAGUGACACCUAAGCCAGAUAGCAGCUGGGAAGUAAACAGGUUAAUACAGUUCUAUAAUCAGGAUAAUAAUGGAGGGUGUAAAUGACUUUAGGUAUGUUACUGGCAGAAAGAACACAACUUAGAACAGAACCAAAUGAUCCAAUUAGCAAUGUACAUUAUUGAACACAUAAUGAUCUUGGAAUAAAAUUAACUAGCUGCUAGGGUUUGAGAGUGGACUUGGGUGCCAUAAAAUUCAUUGGGAAGGGGAAACACCAUGCACGUGGAAGGUAGUCAUUGUUUCAUGGGGGAGAGCUGGUCUUGUGAAUUAGUAUUUAUAGCCCUGAGUGGGAAAUAAGUAGUGAAGGGUAGGUGACUCACAUUAAAUAAGGAAUAUGGGGAUGCAGGGUUCAAGACGGGUCUUAGCUCUGUCUAACUUCAAAGCAUAGGAGAAGGAUGCAGGGUGCUCACUCAGUUUAAUGAGUCAUGUUAUGAAUUCUUCCACAGAGUGAUGCUAAUGACCAAAAGGUUACAUUCCUUUGAAAAUGAAGAUCUGAAGGAGUUAACUUCAUUUAUCUGCAACCUAUGGGUAUUCAGAUCCAUGUUGGAUCUGAUCCGGCAACUUUUUCCAAGCAUCUGCUCCAAGCUCCAAGCUCCUCCCCUUACCCAUAAUCCCUCACAUCUCCUCCCUCUCAUUUGCCACUUCAUGCAUAAGCAUCGUGAUCUCUUUAGCUCCAAGUUGGGUAUAGUAAGUGAUAGUUUUUCUUGUAUUUCUAGUGAGUGUGUGUGGUCGUUAGUUUAACCCUUUCCUCCCCCUUCACUGUUCGUUGUUUUUUUGUAAAAAAAAAAAAAAAAAAAAAAAGUUAAAGUUAGUAAGGUAGUAUAGUAGGCCUACCCAACCUUGGUGUGUGUGUGUGUGUGGUAGUUUUGGCUUAUGUUUUGGCUCUGAGUGGGUUUUUAGUAUGGCUGAGCAGCCAAAACCUACUUUUAAAAAAUGUACAGAGUGUGGCCACAAGCUUUCACUGGCUGAUG